CUGGGCCGGGAUGGAGGCCGUGCCCCGCAUGCCCAUGAUCUGGCUGGAUCUCAAGGAGGCCGGGGAGUUCGCUUUCAACGCCGCUGUUAAGAAGUUUGUCCUAAAGAAUUAUGGGGAGAACCCAGAGAACUACAAUGAGGAGCUGCGGAAGCUGGAGGUGCUCCGGCAGAGCGCCGUGAACGUGCCCAGGGACUUCGAGGGCUGCAGCACGCUGAGGAAAUACUUUGGCCAGCUCCACUACCUGCAGAGCCGGAUCCCCAUGGGCGCCGAGCAGGAGGCUGCAGUUCCCAUUGCAUGGACAGAGAUCUUUUCAGGCAAGACAGUGACUCAUGAGGACAUCAAGUAUGAACAGGCUUGCAUCCUGUACAAUCUGGGUGCACUGCACUCCAUGCUGGGCGCCAUGGACAAGAGAGUGUCUGAGGAGGGCAUGAAGGUUUCGUGCACCCAUUUCCAGUGUGCUGCCGGUGCCUUUACCUACCUGCGGGACCACUUCCCCCACUCCUACAGCGUAGACAUGAGCCACCAGAUCCUCAACCUCAACAUCAACCUCAUGCUGGGCCAGGCACAGGAGUGUCUGCUGGAGAAGUCCAUGCUGGACAACAGGAAGAGUUUCCUUGUGGCCCGGAUCAGCGCUCAGGUGGUGGAUUACUACAAAGAGGCCUGUCGGGCCUUGGAGAACUCAGAGACAGCCUCACUGCUGGGAAAGAUCCAGAAGGACUGGAAGAAGCUGGUUCAAAUGAAGAUCUACUAUUUUGCUGCUGUGGCCCAUCUGCACAUGGGAAAACAGGCCGAAGAGCAGCAGAAGUUUGGGGAAAGGGUCAUCUACUUCCAGAGUGCACUGGAUAAACUCAAUGAAGCUAUCAAGCUGGCAAAGGGACAGCCAGAAACUGUCCAGGAAGCCCUGAGAUUCACUAUGGAUGUGAUCGGUGGCAAGUACAACUCAGCCAAAAAAGACAACGACUUCAUCUACCAUGAAGCUGUGCCUGCCUUGGACACCCUGCAGUCUGUGAAAGGUGCUCCACUGGUGAAAGCCCUCCCUGUCAACCCCACAGACCCUGCUGUCACCGGCCCUGAUAUCUUUGCCAAGCUGGUGCCCAUGGCUGCCCACGAGGCUUCUUCACUGUACAGUGAGGAGAAGGCCAAACUGCUGAGAGACGUAAUGGCAAAGAUUGAAGCCAAGAAUGAAGUGCUGGACCAGUUCAUGGACCCCAUGCAGCUGGACCCUGAGACAGUGGACAACCUGGACAUGUACAGCCACAUCCCCCCCAUCCUGAUGGAGAAGUGCGCCGCGCUCAGCGUGCGCCCUGACACCGUCAAGAAUCUCGUCCAGUCCAUGCAGGUGCUCUCUGGAGUGUUCACUGAUGUGGAAGCCUCGCUGAAGGAGAUCCGGGACCUGCUUGAGGAGGACGAGGCGCAGGAGCGCAAGCUGCAGGAGCUGCUGGGGAAGGGCUCAGUGCCACAGGGUUCUCCGCCACCAGCAUCCUCCACGGGGCUGGCAGAGGUCAGCAAGGAGUGCUCCAAGUACAUGGAGGUGCACGAAAAGGCCAGCUUCACCAACACAGAGCUGCACAAAGCCAUGAACCUGCACAUUGGCAACCUCCGCCUGCUCAGCGGGCCGCUGGAACAGGUCCGGGCUGCGCUGCCCUCACCCACACUGAGCGAAGAUGACAAACAGGUGCUGCAGAACCUGAAGAGAAUCCUGGGCAAGGUGCAGGAGAUGAGGGACCAGCGGAUGUCCCUGGAGCAGCAGCUGCGUGAGAUGAUUCAGAAGGAUGAUAUCACCACCUCACUGGUCACCACUGAUCGCUCCGAGAUGAAGAAACUCUUUGAGGAGCAGCUGAAGAAAUAUGACCAGAUCAAGGUAUACCUGGAGCAGAAUCUGGCUGCACAGGAGAACAUCCUGAAGGCCCUGACAGAUGCCAAUGUCAAAUACGCAGCUGUGCGCAAGGCCCUGGCCGAGGUGGAGCACAAGUGGAACACCACUGUUCAGACCUUGGUGGCCUCCUACGAAGCCUAUGAGGACCUGAUGAAGAAAUCUCAGGAGGGGAAGGAUUUCUACACUGACCUGGAGGGGAAAGCUGCCAAGCUGCUGGAGAAGGCACGGGCGGCCUGCCAGGCUGCUGAAGCCAACAGGCAGCAGAUCUUGGAGAAGGAAAUGAAGAAGCACCCACCCCCUCGUCCCACAGCCCCCAAACCCUCCCUGCAGAAGAAGCCAUUGGAGCUGGAAGCCGAGGGGCCAGAGGUGGGCGACCUCCCCCCGCUGGGCUCCCUGGGCUUGGCCGACCUGCCCGAGGACCUGCGCAGCCUCCCCCCCGAUGUCCUGGCCGCACAUCCGGCCCGCCUGCCGCCCUCGCUGACCCCCGCGCCGGGCACAGCCGAGACCGCCUUCCAGCGCCAGAGCUCCUCCACCGACGACCUCCUGUCCUCCAGCCCCGAGAGCCAGCACGGCGGCUCCAAGGCGGCCGUGGGGCAACCCCUAUUGCAGCCCACCAAGGCGGACGCCAAGGAGGGUCAGAAGCCCAAAGCGGUGCAGCUGAUCGAGAACGAUCCCUACGAGAAACCCGAGCGCGUUUUGCGGCUGCGGGCCGAGCUGGAGCGCUUCCGAGCGCUGCUGCAGCGCCUGGAGCAGACGGAGCCCGGCGGUACCGCGGAGCUGGACGCGCUUUGGAAGGAGCUGCAGGACGCCCAGGAGCGCGACGCCCGGCAGCUCUCCAUCGCCAUCGCCCGCUGCUAUUCCAUGAAGAACCGACACCAGGACAUCAUGCCCUACGACAGGAACCGCGUGGUGCUCCGCUCGGGCAAAGACGACUACAUCAAUGCCAGCAGGGUGGAGGAUCUGUCCCCGUACUGCCCAACCAUCAUCGCCACGCAGGCGCCGCUGCUCGGCACCGCCGCCGACUUUUGGCUCAUGAUCUACGAGCAGAAAGUGUCCGUGGUUGUCAUGCUGGUGUCGGAGCAGGAGCUGGAGAAGCAAAAGGUGCUGCGGUAUUUCCCGACGGAGCGGGGCCAGCCGGUGGUGCAGGGUCCCAUCACUCUCGUCCUCAGCAGCGUGAAGGCGGCCCCGACCCACGUGGAGCGGAUGAUAACGCUGCAGUAUCGCGAUCAGAGCCUGAAGCGCACCGUCAUCCAUCUGCAGUUCACCUCCUGGCCGGAGCUGGGUCUGCCCGACAGCAAGGCGAGCCUGCUGCGCUUCAUCCAGGACGUGCACGGCCACUACCUGCACCAGCGCCCGCUGCACACCCCCCAUCCGUGGUGCACUGCAGGUGAGCGGCGCUGCGGGCUCGGGCUGACGGAGCCUCUCCCGCAGCUCUACUUCCAGCAGGACCCGCAGGAUCUGGUGCUGGGCGGCGAUGUGCCCAUCAGCUCCAUCCAGGCCACCAUCGCCAAGCUGAGCAUCAAACCGCCGGGCGGGGUGGAGGGAGGGGUGGGCUGGGGGGCCGGAGGUCGCCCCUGUGCCAACGCUGCCGCCGUGGAGGCUGUGCCGGUGCUGCCUGACGCUGUGACGGACGGAGGGACGGGGACGGACGGAGGGACGGCGGCAGAUGGUGUCUGUGCCCCCAACCCUGAGCCGGUGCCAGAGCCGCCGGGUGACGCCGAGAGCAGCAACCACGUGGAGGAGAUCCCCCCGCCAGCCCCCGCUGCCCCCCCGGCGCCCACCUCCUCCCUGGAGCUCCUCGCCUCGCUCACACCCGAGGCUUUCACGUUGGACGCGUCGCUGAAGGGCAAACAGCGCAUGAACAAACAGAACUUCCUGCAGGCGCAGACGGGCGAAGGGCUGCGGGCUCCCCGGCCCAGCGAUGACCCGCUCAGCAUGCUCGACCCCCUCUGGACACUCAACAAGAGCUGAGGGGUGGCUCAGCCCACCCCCCCCAGCAGCACUACAGCCCCCAGCUCGGUGGGGCACGGUGGGGCACGGCCUCCCCCCACCCUCUGCUUUGUGCAGCGUCACACGGGCGCUCAGCACGGCCUUUCACUCUGAGCAGAACUGACUUUUUCAGCUCUUUGCUACUAAAAUAAAGAGAGUUUGAUCUGGCACAGAAGCGCUUCUCCCACUUGGGCUUUGGCCAC
Molecule: messenger RNA, 4068 nt
Organism: Meleagris gallopavo (turkey)
Lineage: Eukaryota; Metazoa; Chordata; Aves; Galliformes; Phasianidae
Source: RefSeq, a predicted model, not a curated record